Molecule: messenger RNA, 2097 nt
Organism: Prunus persica (peach)
Lineage: Eukaryota; Viridiplantae; Streptophyta; Magnoliopsida; Rosales; Rosaceae
Product: amino acid permease 8
Exons: 7
Coding region: 558-1997 (479 amino acids)
Cellular component (GO): plasma membrane
Source: RefSeq, a predicted model, not a curated record
GAUAAAUUUGUAAUCGUCUAAGCAACUUUUCAUAAUUUACUCGAUAAGUCAUACUUCGAUUUUUUUUUUUUCUUCCUAAAAUAUCCUCAUUAAUAUUUGGUGUGAUAUAGGAAGGAAAAUACUUUUUUUUUUCUCCAACUCUUAGAGUAAUUUAAUGCUAUUUUGGACUGUUCUUUUUGCCGUGAAAUUUGGAAAUUGCUUCUUCUGGUUAGUUUUCUUCUCUCUCUCACUUCUUACAAGUGUCUCUAGUAAGUCUCAGCGUUACAACUACGCCUUUCUCCAUCUGGCCACCAUGGAGAGAUUAAAAAACAGCAAAAGUAGGGUUGUUAAUCACUUUUGGUCGAAUAACACGAUGCCACCCCAGCUAAUCAAAACAUAAGGGAGGGGCUAAUUAGGCUUUGCAUCUGUUCAUGAAAGAAUAUAAGGUAGUGUAGCAUUGUGCCUUUUUUGGGAGAGUGGCGGUUUGUGGUCUUGGCUUAAUUAGCUUUGCUCAAUUUGAUUUAUUAUAGGGAAGACGAAGACGAAGACGAAGAGGUGCCUAGCUAUCUAGGGCAAACAUGGUGAUCACUGUGCUUGAUCAUGAAUUUCAGAAUGAAUUAUGUGAAAGUGACUCUGAAUAUCCUCCCAAAAAGGUGGAAGAUGGAGAAGUAGAUGAUGAUGGCAAGCCCAAAAGAACUGUGUGGACUGCAUGUGCACAUAUAAUCACAACAUCAAUAGGUGCUGGGGUGCUUUCUCUGGCAUGGGCAAUGGCUCAACUUGGUUGGGUUGCUGGCAUUUUCAUUCUCUUAUUUUGCACCUUUGCUGCCCUUUAUGCUGCCACUCUCCUAACAGAUUGCUAUAGAUUUCCAGACCCAGUUACAGGCAAGAGAAAUUACUCUUACAUGGAAGCUGUCGAAGCCUAUUUAGGUGGAAGAAUGUACAAGUUCUGUGGAUGGAUGUUGUAUUUAAAUCUCGCUACAAUCGGAAUCGGCUUUACUAUUACUACAGCUAAAAGCAUGGUGGCUAUACAGAAAUCUAAUUGCCAUCGAAAAAAUGGUGGUGAUGACCCAUGCAUGUUCUCCAAUAUUCCACACGUGGUUGGGUUUGGAAUUGUUGAAAUUCUCUUAUCUCAACUCCCAAACUUUCACAAGCUCUCUUGGCUCUCAAAGCUUGCAGCAAUUACGUCUUUUGGUUAUGCCUCUAUCGGAAUUGGACUUUCCCUUUCAAAAAUCUUAACGGGGCAUGGAGGAAAAACCUCUGUUGCAGGAGUGGACCCAUCUUCAUCCGAUAAGAUUUGGAGGAUGUUUGCAGCAGCUGGAGAUGUUGCAUUUGCUUGUUCAUAUGCUCUGGUGCUUUUUGAUAUCCAAGACACACUCAAGUCAUUGCCACCAGAGAACAAAGUGAUGAAGAAGGCUGUCUCAAUUGGGGGGUUAAUUAUGAUAAUAUUCUUCAUCAUGUGUAGUACCUCGGGUUAUGCUGCAUUUGGUGACAAGACCCCAGAAAAUCUGCUGGCUGGUUUUGGAGAUGAUAUGGCCUUUUGGCUAGUUGAUUUGGCCAAUGUUUUUAUUGUGGUGCACAUAGUUGGUGCAUAUCAGGUACUUUGCCAACCAGUCUUCCGAAUUGUUGAAUUACUGGCUAGAAGGAGGUGGCCAAAAUCCAAGUUCAUAAACAGAGAGAACCCAAUUAGAUUUGGAAAGAUCAGAUUCAAUAUCAACAUGUUUAGGCUGUCAUGGAGAACAGCGUAUGGGGUGGUGGUCACAAUUGUUGCCAUUGCUCUGCCUUUCUUCUCAGACAUGCUUGCCCUCCUUGGAGCCAUUGGCUACUGGCCACUUAUAGUCUACAUCCCACUGGAGAUGCACAUUGCGCAGAAAAAGAUUGGGAAGCUAACAAUUCGAUGGUUUGGGCUCCAGUUGUUGAGCUUUCUGUGCUUGCUUCUUUCCUUGGCUGCAGCAUCUGGUGCUAUUCAUGGUCUUUACAAGGGCCUCAAUGCUUACAAGCUCUUCCAAUUUAAAGAGUGAACUGAACCCAAAAUUGGUAUGCUUAUUCUAAAUAAAAAUAAGGAUCUAAUUAUGUAAUAAAAACAUGACUCUAAUUAUGUAACAAAACAAUCCACUACCA